GGCCCUGCACACCUGGUAAUCCGGAUCACCUGGCUGCAGUCUCCAGUGCAUUCAGCAGCUGAAUGAAAGUGAAGUCUCUGUAGCAUUGCAGGACGCCUCCUGGUGUCAGACAGAAUGUUUCUAUGUAUUUUGGCAUUUCCUACCCUGCUCCUGUCAUGGGGUGUGACAGUGAGCACUGCACCCCGCCCACUCGCCAGGAAAUGGACCGGGUCGUCCAAUACCAGAGGGGUAAAAUGCGGCGUCCGCCACCUGAGGAAGGACACUACGAAUUUAUUGGAGAUGAACUUGCGCAUCGUUGGCGGAGUACAGGCUGCGGCGGGGGAACAGCCGUGGACAGUGUCCCUACAGCUGAACAAGAGACACAUCUGUGGGGGGGCCAUUGUGGAGAAAAAGAUGGUGGUGACGGCUGCGCACUGUGUCUAUCCGGUAUCUGAAGAGAAGGUCAAGCACAUGACUGUGGUCGCCGGAGAGUAUGACCGAAAUGUCAUGGACCCACAGCAGCAAAAUAUCCCGGUCUCCUAUGUGAAGGUGCACCCAAACUACCGGAGCAAUGGGAGUAUGAGCUACGACAUCGCAUUGGUUUAUCUGUAUAAGAAGAUUGUUCUGGGUACUCGGGUGCAGCCAGUCUGCCUCCCGCAGGUGGGAGAAAAGUUUGAGCCUGGAACCUUAUGUAUCACCAGCGGAUGGGGAAGGGUUAAUGAGAACCUUUUGUCCAGACACAUAACCCGCUCCCUGUUGUUGCCAGCUGGGGCGCUCUCUGACACCCUGCAGGAAGUGAAGUUACCCCUAUUGGAUGACGGUACCUGCAGCGCCAUGCUGGAUUCCAUGCGACUCCCGCCCUUACACAGGUCCAUGAUCUGCGCCGGCUUCCCGGAUGGGGGAAAAGAUGCUUGUCAGGGUGACUCUGGCGGCCCCUUGGUUUGCAAGCGGCGGUCUGGAUCAUGGGUCCUGGUCGGUUGUACAUCCUGGGGUGUUGGUUGUGGACGAUCCUGGGGUACGUCGAUGAGUAACAGAGAUGCUAUGGGGUCCCCCGCCAUAUACGCAAAGGUCUCUGCGCUCCUGGACUUCCUGAGGAAUUCCACGGCUGACAGUGGUUGUAGCUCGGAUCCUCUGGUUAUCGUUGCUGUGAGUGGUAUCAUCAAGUACCCGCUGGUUGCCACCAGCAAUUAUUCCAGCAACAGCCUCUGUCGUUGGACAAUUAUUUCCUCAAAGGAUAAAAUUAUCCAGAUCCAGUUUAUUAAACUGGACAUUGAGGAUCACGUUACCUGCGCCCACGAUUCGCUGACGUUUACCGUGAAACUAAAGGAUUUCAGAAAGGUCUGUGGAUCCAUCCUGCCAUCUCCUUUAAUAAUCCCAUCAAAUAAGGUGACAGUUACGUUCCUUUCGGACAACACGGUUAAUGGUGGCGGGUUUAAGUUCAAGUUCUCCACGUUGCCAGCUACCUCGGGAAAAGGUUCUGGGUGCGGCAGUGUUGCAGUAUUAAAAGAGGAAGGGAAGAUAUUCAGCCUUAAUUACCCCGGGUCAUACCCCAGUCUCGCCACGUGUCGUUGGGUCAUCGAAGCACCAGAAGGCGACAUUAUACAGCUCAUUUUUGAAGACUUUGCGCUGGAGUACCAGGAGGAAUGUGAAUAUGAUCGUGUAUCCAUUUACGGCGACCGAGACGAAACUCUGCUAAUUAAAACAUUAUGUGGAUUUUCAGUUGCCCGUCCAGUCCUCAGCCCAAGCAACGUAAUGGUCAUUACAUUCAAAAGCGAUCUUGAGAACAACUAUUCCGGAUUCGCGGCCAGAUUCAGCUUUAUAUACCCCAAUAAAAUUAGACCUUUCAUCCCUACUAAACCUUCUCCAAUCCCAGAUGCAGAUCAAGAGCCAAAGCCAAGUCAUGUUAAUUCAAGUGUCUGUGGGGUGGCGCCGCUGUCCGCUCCGUGGCUUCUGAAUCGUAUUGUUGGAGGGGAGGAGGCCUGCAGCAACUGCUGGCCCUGGCAUGUUGAACUCCUGUUCCAGAAAACAUUUCAGUGUGGAGGAGUGAUUCUGUCCACGGAGUGGGUCCUGACCGCCGCUCAUUGCCUACCAUCCACUGAUAUCUCCCUUUACGUGAUACUAGCCGGAAUCCAUGACCGACACUUACCUGAGACCACUGAGCAGGAGAGGACUGUCCAAGCCAUCGCAGUCCAUGAGAGGUUUGAUGUCACCACCUACGACUAUGACGUUGCUUUGCUCCGGUUGAAAGAGAAGUUUAAUUUCAACGAUUUUGUACGUCCGGUCUGUCUGCCCAAAAUGGAUGAACCUCUUGAGCCGUCCUCUCUGUGUGUGGUCACUGGCUGGGGCAGCACUGAAGAAGGUGGACAAUUUUCCAGCCGCCUGCAGCAGUUACAGGUCCCCAUUCUGGACACCAAAAUCUGCAACAGCUCCUAUUACCACGGGCAGAUCUCAGAACGUAUGUUCUGCGCCGGGUUCCCGGAUGCUGGAGGAAAAGAUUCCUGCCAGGGAGAUUCUGGUGGGCCCUUGGUCUGUCCCAGCGCGGAUAAAUCCUAUGUGCUGUAUGGCAUUGUCAGUUGGGGUGUGGGUUGCGCCCGGGUGAAGCGGCCGGGUGUAUAUGCCAGAGUCCGGUCUUUCCUGUGCUGGAUACAAAACGCACAAAAAGGAAUAAACCAAACCCCCAUUAAUGAGCGCUACCUAGUAAAGAAUCUGAGGACACUUCAGAAAGAAGAUGUGCAACCUGCUGGGUGUCCUGAUGGGCUUCGUGUAAGUGAUUCAACGGGUUUCAUCGCCUCCCCCGGAUAUCCGUAUGGGUACCCUGGUAAUCUCAACUGCUCGUGGCUGAUCUCCUCCAGGUCCUCUUCCAGCAUCAUAAAGAUUGUGGUGGAACAUCAGUCUAUCAAGAAAUCUAUAAACUGUGUCACAGAAUCUCUGUCCGUCUACCAGGAGGUGAACAACGGAAGUCAAUUGUUAGGUAAAACGUGUGGCUUCCUGUCUACUCCGAUAACUUACGAAUGUCGUUGUCCUAUGAUCAGAGUGGUGUUCAUCUCCAACAGAGAAGGCCUGCAUGGUAGAAGGGGCUUUGCGCUACAGUAUAAAAUAUAUGGAGGACAAGCCAGGCAAUAUACGAAAGAGAGAAACCGGACGAGACCUAGCGCACCGGAGAGCUGCACCGAUGUGAUUGUGACUACGGAUAAUGGGGUGAUUUCAUCUCCUGGAUACCCAGAUAAAUACCUCAAUGAUCUGAGAUGUGAAUGGAGGAUCAUUGCCCCACUUGGAAGCGUCGUACGGCUGGGCAUCGAGCGCCUGUGUACCGAGCAAGAUGUAACGGGCUGUCAGGACAGUCUCCUGGUUUACGACGGGAUCGGAGAAAGCAAAGUCUUACUAGGUUCAUUCUGCGGGAACGUGUCGCACUACGCAAUGAAGUCCAGCGCCCCGGGGAUGACUUUGGUGUUCACCACAAACUCCAAAGUGGUCAUGGAUGGAUUUUCCCUGAGAUAUUCCUUCUGGAAGGUGCAGCCAGACGCUAAGAAAAUGGGAGCUGGCCAGACUGCUGCAGGUUGUCCCACCCUGGAUCUUCUUACAGCUGGGUCAGCAGAUGUGAGAUCCCCCAACUAUCCCAGCGCCUAUCCCAGUAGACUGGAUUGCUGGUGGAUCAUUAAUUUGGCCUCUGGAAACCGGCUUGAGGUUCUCGUUGUGGAUUUGGCUUUAGAGGAUUCUCCAAACUGCACCUGGGACUUUCUGAGCGUUUAUGAUGGAACCGGCAAUAGGACCCAGUUGUUGGUCACGCUUUGCGGGAACAUGUCCAAUCUGGUCUUGUACACCAGCAGCAACUUCCUAACGCUCCACUUCCACACCGACGUGUCCGUGGCCAGCCGGGGAUUUCACAUCCACUACAGCGAGAUAACAACUUCCCCGACUGGGCUAUGCUGUCCUGCCGCAACCAGCGAGGAUGAUGAGAGCUGCGGGAACACACAAGUAGACCCUAUGCCAAAAGGGAAGUCCGUAGUAAUGGCGGAAGUUUCCAUUGAUGAAAAAGGAACGGCCCGGGUGGUGGGCGGCCACACAGCUCCUUCUAAAUCCUGGCCAUGGGUGGUCAGCCUUCAGGACAAGAAUGGGAAAUUCUUCUGCGGAGCUGCAAUCAUCCAUGAGAAAUGGAUACUGACCGCUGCUCACUGCGACUUCAUGGUCGGGUCAGACCGAGUGUUUGUGGGGCAGACGAACCUAUCCCAGAGACCCAGGGCAGAAGCCAUAGUUAGGAAGGCCUACGUCCAUGAGAAGUAUGACAAAGGUUUCCUCCCACCCAGCUACGACAUCUGCCUCCUGGAGCUAGAGACCUCUCUUGUGCUGGGUGACUCGAUCGCAGUGAUAUGUUUGCCCCAGGAUAAUGAAGUCCUCUCACACGAUGGCUGUCUGACCGCAGGAUGGGGCGCUACAAAAGGCCUGAGUACCCAGUAUACUAACCUGCUCCAGCAAGCGAAAAUCCCACUAGUGCCCGCAGAGGACUGCAUGAGCUACUGGGGGACGGAUAUUACCGAGGGCAACCUGUGCGCGGGGGCUGUUGGUGCAUCUUCUUGCCUGGGAGAUUCUGGAGGUCCCCUGAUAUGCAGCAGGAACGAGAAAUACAUGCUGGUUGGUGUAGUCAGCUGGGGCAGUGGUUCCUGUGACCCCAACACGCCCGCCGUGUAUACCUCUGUGGCGAAGUACAGAGACUGGAUAAAGCGACACGCUGGAUUUUAAUAAAAUGUUUCUCAGUGUU
Pseudophryne corroboree (corroboree frog) is the source of this 4735-nucleotide messenger RNA. RefSeq names its product ovochymase 1 (gene OVCH1). Lineage: Eukaryota; Metazoa; Chordata; Amphibia; Anura; Myobatrachidae. The transcript is spliced from 34 exons. Gene Ontology annotation, biological process: proteolysis; acrosome reaction. Gene Ontology annotation, molecular function: serine-type endopeptidase activity. The record is from RefSeq and is a predicted model, not a curated record. The coding region runs from base 115 to 4716 and encodes 1533 amino acids.